AUGUGGCAGUUUACCUACGGAAUCGCAGACGGUGUCAUGGCGGCCUACGAGCAGGUUCAAAAGGGGCCCCUGAAACUGAAAGGCGUCGCAGAGCUCGGCGUCACCAAGCGGAAAAAGAAAAAGAAGGACAAAGACAAAGCGAAACUCCUGGAAGCAAUGGGAACGAGCAAAAAGAACGAGGAGGAGAAGCGGCGUGGCCUGGACAAGCGAACCCCGGCCCAGGCAGCCUUUGAGAAGAUGCAAGAGAAGCGGCAAAUGGAAAGGAUCCUGAAGAAAGCAUCCAAAACCCACAAGCAGAGAGUGGAGGAUUUCAACAGACACCUGGACACCCUCACGGAGCACUAUGACAUUCCCAAAGUCAGCUGGACCAAGUAGCCUCCCCACCCAGGGUAUGGAGUGGCACCAAGGGGAAAUGGAAGGCGAAAUCGGGGCUCUGUUUGGUGCCUUUGGUGUUUUCUAAGAACAUUCUUUUACACACACCCUUGCGUCUUCUGCUGAGACAAGUGCUUUCCAAAGCAGUGUGUCCUCUUUCUGGAACUCGAUUAAAGUAAGACUGUCCUUUUACUCUAUUUUGGUUUCUCGGUAGAAGAUCAAAUUUUUUUAGUUCAGACUAGAGAUUUUUAAAAGUUUAUCCAGAGAUUGAGGUUAUUUCCGUGUGUCACAGAAAAGGGUCUUUGCCCCCAAACUGCGUCUAGCUCUGACAGUCAGCCAGCCAUCUUUUCUUGGAUGAAACGGACUCCAGGGGAUCAGGAGGUAAUGCUAACACAGCCGGCAGCUUACAGACCCCGUGGGGCCCUACGUGAGCUGUCCUUCUGAGCUUCCUCCUGCUUGGGGCUUGUACUGUUUCUUCCAGAGCCUAGGGAAGCCACUUGUACUUUCUUGGCCUUCAGAUGCCUCCUCAGCCCCCUGGUGUGUAAGACCACACAGCCUGGAAAUAGAGCCACUGUCAAAGGCAAGGAUGAAAUGUACGCUUUGUCCCUGUCUGAGCUCCUGGCGGACCUACAGCCCCUGCCCCUAGUGCCCCCAUUCCAGACGAGUUUAGAGGGUCUGGCCCUGGCAGACAUCACUAAUCAAACACAGCAUUCUUUGUAAUGGAACCCGGACACUGCCUGCCUCACUGCCCUCAACCCUAGGCUCUAAGCAGCCCCUGUGUUUAUUCAAAGUGGCACAUAACUUGUAGCCUGCUUGGCAUUUCUGGCCUAAGGACAUCUCAGGGGUGGCAGGACCUGGGCAGAGCCCUGGCACAGACAGUACAAUACAGUCAAAGGGGAGGACCCACGUCCUGGUGCUGGAGAGCCGUGAUCUCUUUUGAGGACCUACGUGUUCCUACCUGAUGAGGAUCAAACUGCAUAUACUAUUGGGAGGAAGUCUCUGUUUGACAUAGGAGGUGAAAGAAUAACAAAAUCGUGUUGGGUUUGGGGCUGUCAUAUGGUGAAGAGAAUAAAGCAAAAAAUAGUUAUUAAA
Molecule: messenger RNA, 1464 nt
Organism: Prionailurus viverrinus (fishing cat)
Lineage: Eukaryota; Metazoa; Chordata; Mammalia; Carnivora; Felidae
Gene: FAM32A
Product: family with sequence similarity 32 member A
Exons: 4
Coding region: 1-375 (124 amino acids)
Cellular component (GO): nucleolus
Source: RefSeq, a predicted model, not a curated record